Molecule: messenger RNA, 1191 nt
Organism: Pochonia chlamydosporia 170
Lineage: Eukaryota; Fungi; Ascomycota; Sordariomycetes; Hypocreales; Clavicipitaceae
Exons: 1
Coding region: 1-1191 (396 amino acids)
Source: RefSeq, a predicted model, not a curated record
AUGUGUGUAACGACAAACCUUAGUUGCAGCAGCAAUACCAACUUCCAAGGCACAACAAUCAGCACACAUGCAAAGAUAACCGUUGUACCGAGGCUCUUUGAUCACUAUCACAUCAUGCGAGUUCUUCAUGCUUUGUCCACUGUGUCACAUAAAGAGAAUGCCAAGACAGCAGUUCCCCCGACCCUCUUGAAUCAACAACGCUCCUAUUUCUUGUACGAUAAAUCCGAUAGCCGACUGGAGACAGUGCUUCACCAUUUCCGUCGACCACGGGAGACUUGGCGAGAUCGAAAGCGCCCGAUCGUUUUCUUGUGCGUGGGACUAUUCAUAUUAGUCGCGGCGGUUGUAGGAAUUGCUGUAGGAGUCAGAGCCGCCACCGAUACACAUGCAAAUCCCAAUGGGGAGGAAGGAACAUCAGUUCAUAAAGACUCCCGUAUUACUGUGUCACAAUUCUUCGCCAGGAAAAAUGACACGGCUUCGCGAUUGAUGUUCUUUCAAGACGGAGCUGGUGAUUUAGUGGUUGUUGAGGACCGACAAAACCUCCAUACAACAUAUCGAUUGAAGUCAAGGCUUGCAAAGCUACCGCAGGCACUUGCAGGAACACCACUUCGAGUAGAAUUCUUUGGCGGCGACAAACGAAUCCACCUUUUUUACUUGGACUUGGAAAACUAUAUUCGACAUGCAACUGGAAUCCUACCAGUGGCUGGACCAGUGUCCUGGCAAAUAAACCCGGCGUUUACCAAAGGAGGAAACGAAAGUCACCGUUCAGGACAGCAUAUGGCUACAGCAGUCAUUGGUUCAGCAAAUGCGUCUCUUCCUGGCGAGGUAGUUGGCCUUGCAUUCUGGUCGAUGGAUGACAAGAACCAGCGCCGAUUGAUACUGUCAGAUAAGCCUGCGUCUGAAUCAAUAUGGCACGAAAACCGCAUGGAGUCUGACCAGAGCGUUGAUAAAAAGAUGACAGAAUCAAGCAUUGAACUUGUAUCAUUAAGCGUGCCUCCAGCUGGGCUUUCAGGGGCGUACUUUCCUCGCAUAAUCAGCAACUAUCCAAUGGGAACACCAAAUGACAACAUCACCAGGGUGGACUGCGGAAUUCGCUCAUUGAAUGAUGAAAUUAUAUGCCUUGAAGACUUGGUAGACUGGAAACGUAAGUCAAAAUCCAUGUGUCCCUCGAACUUGGCUGACAAGUCUUCUUGA